This is a messenger RNA of Asterias rubens (European starfish), 5538 nucleotides long. Its product is annotated as DNA-directed RNA polymerase I subunit RPA1-like. Gene Ontology annotation, cellular component: RNA polymerase I complex. The record is from RefSeq and is a predicted model, not a curated record. The transcript has 35 exons. Gene Ontology annotation, biological process: DNA-templated transcription. Gene Ontology annotation, molecular function: DNA-directed RNA polymerase activity; DNA binding. The coding region runs from base 170 to 5389 and encodes 1739 amino acids. NCBI's taxonomy places the organism in Eukaryota, Metazoa, Echinodermata, Asteroidea, Forcipulatida, Asteriidae.
GUUGAGUACACACACGUGUGUAGGAACGACCAAACAAGAUUUUUCAUCUGCAUCUUUGCUUCUAUUUUAACUAAAAGAUGGUUUUGCCAGUUCCACUGUCACAUAUGACACCCUACAUAUUCAGAGUUUGAAAGCAUAUUCAACUAGGAUUCAGGAUUACUCAUCGACCAUGUCAACAUUUCGUAACAAGAUCGCCACCAAGCGAAUGCAGAGUGUGUCGUUCUCUUCCUACUGUAGCUCAGAGCUGCGUAAGCUCAGUGUCAAAGAGGUUAGGAAUCCAAAGUCGUUUGAUGACCUGGGUCAUGCAAGCACCAGUGGACUUUACGAUCCUGUAUUUGGUCCUGUUGGUCGUGAUGAUCUGUGUGGAACGUGCUUCCUCGGUACAUUACAUUGUCCAGGUCACAUGGGUCAUGUCAGCCUCCCGCUACCAGUCUUCAAUCCAUUGUUCUUCAGUUUAGUCUACCGGUUGCUGAGAGGGGCGUGUCUAAAAUGCCACAUCUUUCAGCCACCUCGUUGGAUCAUCCGGCUCAUUAAGCUCCAGAUUAAGGCUCUCGAUCGAGGAUUAUUAGCUUUAGCCGAUGAAAUGGCGGAGAUCGCAAGAAACAUUGUAUCAGAAAGUGAGGAGGAUAAUUAUGUACUUGCUGAAAACGUGGAGACGGCAUUAAAGGAGCGUCUUGCAGCUGCCAUGAAAGAAGAAGGUGACGGUGAUUCAUCUAAGUGUCAGAGUCGUCAUGUCCAAGAUCACCGUCGUCAGAUCAUUCAGGAUUUUCUGAAGCAGCAUCUUCUCUCCCGAAGCCGUAAAUGCUUCAAGUGUAGAGAGCACAUACGUGAUUUCCGCUGUGAGCACAACAGUAAGCUCUUGACGAAGACAGGGGACAAGAACAAGGCGCAUUUGGUAUUUGUAUCGCCCCAAGAAGCACGCACGCACUUGCGGAAAAUCAUGAAAAAUGAAGGGUUUAUUUUGAAAUGUGUCUUUGGGAUGUUGGACGUCGCAGCAGCAAUGACUGGAAGCGAUGAAGGUGACCUGAUCGAUUACGCCGGGGUAGAUGUAGAUAGAGAUGAGAGUGAAGAAGGACAUUCAGAAGGCGGAGAGGAUGAAGAAGAAGAUGAAGUCAUCGAGGACAAGGAAUGCCCAACAGAUCUCAUGUUUCUUGAUCUAUUGCCUGUCAUACCCUCCAAGUUCAGACCGGUGACCGGAGUGAUGGAUAAGAAAUUUGACAAUCCACAAUCGGCCAAUCUGGCUAAAGUAAUCAAGGACUGCCAGACUCUACGCCUGCUCUUGAGACAUAUGGGUGAACCAGUCAAGGAAGUGAAUCAGGAGAAAGAGACAGAGACGACUCAAGAAGAGGAGGAAACAGAAGCAGACAUUGAUAAGACCUUUUUGAAAAUGAUUCCCGGAAAGACGAACGCAGAGAAGCUCCAGAAUGCUUGGGUCACUCUACAAACUCACGUCAAUAAUGUAAUUGAUAGCAACUUGGAUAAAUUAUCACGAGAUAAACAGCCCGGAAUCAAACAGCUUCUUGAGAAGAAGGAAGGACUGUUCCGUAAACACAUGAUGGGAAAGCGCGUCAACUACGCCGCUAGAUCAGUCAUAUCUCCUGAUCCGUACAUCAACGCAGACGAGAUCGGUAUUCCGGAUAUCAUCGCUAAGAAGUUGUCAUAUCCGCAGCCAGUCACUGACUGGAAUGUACGAGAGCUACGGGAGGCCGUGAUUAAUGGACCCAACGUGCAUCCAGGUGCUUUAUUGAUUGAGAAUGAGGAUGGCAGUCAGAUGAGAUUGAGUGCCUUUGAUCCUUCAAAACGUGAGGCAGCCGCUAAACAACUUCUGGUACCCAAGAAUAUUCACCACGGACCCAACUCUCAGAAAAAGGUGCAUAGACAUAUACGGACAGGAGAUAUUGUGUUACUGAAUCGCCAGCCAACACUACACAAGCCCAGUAUCAUGGCACACAAGGUCCGCGUCUUACAAGGUGAGAAGACUCUUCGUCUUCACUACUCCGCUUGCAAGACGUACAAUGCUGAUUUCGACGGAGAUGAAAUGAAUGUUCACUUCCCUCAGAAUGAGCUCGGAAGAGCUGAGGCAUUUACGAUCGCAAACACCAGUCAGCAGUACCUCGUCCCUAAAGACGGUACCCCCCUGGGUGGCUUGAUCCAAGAUCACAUGGUAGCAGGGGUCAAGAUGACGGUCAGAGGUCGCUUCUUCACAAGGGUUGACUAUCAACAGUUGGUGUACAACGCUCUGACUGACCAUCCUGGUGAGAUACGCCUUCUCCCUCCAGCCAUCAUGAAGCCAUUCAGGCUAUGGUCUGGCAAACAGGUUGUAUCCACACUCCUACUCAAUGUGAUUCCUGAAGAGUCCAAACCCAUCAACUUCAAAGGCAAGGCUAAGAUUGGCAGCAAGUCUUGGACAUGGUGCAACAGAGAGUCUCGCACCUCAUCGUUUGGUGGAACACCCCUCUCAGGAUUGUCGAUGACAGAGUCCGAAGUCAUCGUGAGGGGUGGGGAGCUGGUAUGCGGGGUUCUGGACAAGGCUAAUUAUGGAAACACAUGCUAUGGACUGGUCCAUUGCUGCUUUGAGUUAUACGGAGGACAGGUCGCAGUCAAGCUCCUGAGUUGUCUUGGACGGCUUUUCACGACCUUCCUGCAGCAGUUCACUGGCUUCACCCUCGGUGUGCAUGACAUCCUAAUAACCAACAAGGGUAACUACAGACGCAGGAAGAUCAUGCAGAAGGCAGGUGGGAUUGGCCCGGAUGUUGUUGCUAGUGCUUUGGGAUACGAUGACUCCACCGAUAUUACGGCACUGAAAGAAAGAUAUGAAGAGGCUCACAGGAAAUCUGCUGAUACCGAGCUACGAGAGAUUGAUCUAAAGAUGAAGGGUCAAACGGAUCGAUUCACCAACGAGAUUAGUAACGCCUGCUUGUCUAAAGGAUUGGAGAAAGAAUUCCCUUAUAACAAUCUUCAGCUUAUGGUGUUGUCUGGGGCUAAGGGUUCCCAGGUGAACUGUAUGCAGAUUUCAUGUCUGUUAGGUCAGAUUGAAUUGGAAGGGCGUCGACCGCCCCUCAUGGCAAGUGGGCGGUCCCUCCCAUCCUUUCUGCCCUAUGAUACAUCCCCGAGGGCGGGCGGAUACGUGGAUGGACGCUUCUUGACCGGUAUACGCCCGCAGGAAUACUUCUUCCAUUGUAUGGCCGGUCGAGAGGGUCUUGUGGAUACUGCUGUGAAGACAAGUAGGAGUGGAUACCUGCAGAGAUGUAUUAUUAAGCACAUAGAGGGCCUCGUUGUGAACUAUGACCUCACUGUGAGAGACAGUGAUGGUUGCAUUGUUCAGUUCUUAUACGGAGGUGAUGGAUUGGACAUCCCGAGGACACCCUUCAUGAAAGAAGAGCAGCUACCUUUCCUUCUAGACAAUAGCGCCAACUUACUGGGAAGAAAAUGCAAAGGGGAAGACUGUGACGCGACCAAAGCUCAAAAAAUACAAAAGAAGAUCUCUAAUUGGUACAAGAAGAACGGUUCCCUUCGGAGGCAAGAUAGACGUUCCCCAUUCCUCAGCUACUCCUCCAAGAAGAUGUACGACUUGCUUGAGGAGCGAGACAGCAGAACCAAAGUAGACGAAGAACCAAUCUCAGUCCGAGAUGAAAUGAUCAAGAUGUGGAGGGAAGAUGAUAACAAGGAGAAAUUUUUGAAAAAUGCGUCCCCGUGUCCAGAGCCUGUGCAUUGCCAGCUCCGACCAGACACCAACUUCGGUUCGAUCUCAGAGAAAAUUAACUCCAUCAUAGGGAACUACAUCAACAACACGGGGGUGCAACACCUAGAAAAGUACGUGAAGAGCGAGGCAGAAGAUGGUAUCCCCCCUGAGAAGAAGUUUCAAGAUUUGCUAUAUUUGAAGUAUCGUCGCUCUCUGUGUGAGCCAGGAGAGGCUGUUGGACUGCUUGCUGCUCAGUCCAUUGGGGAACCCUCUACUCAGAUGACCCUGAACACGUUUCAUUUUGCUGGUCGCGGAGAAAUGAACGUCACUCUUGGAAUCCCCAGAUUAGUAGAGAUCUUAACCGUUGCCAGUACCAACAUCAAGACUCCAAGGAUGGAUGCUCCGCUUCUGACUACGCCUCAUGCCAAGAAGAGAGCGUCGAGACUCAAGAAGAAACUAACCAGGGUGGUCCUCGCUGAAGUGAUCGAAGACAUCAGCGUGAAUGAGUCGUAUCUUAUCAUUGACGCAGUUGAGCAGUAUAGGAUUUUCAAGAUCAGGGUGAACUUUCUGCCACACACGGAAUAUAAGGAUGAAAUGCACAUCGACCCAAGCAGCAUCUUAGAAUAUGUCGAGAAACGUUUCUUGAAACGUCUCACAGAGAGCAUCAAAAGAAAAACCAGGGGCCUGAUGAAAGUCCGCUUGGUGGAAACAAAGAAAGCAAAAGAAGCCACAACCGAAGAUGGAGAGCAGGUUACUGAUAGGCCGACGGAUGAACCAAUCACCAUGGAUAUUGAGGUCGACGCAGCAUCAGACGACGAAGAAGGAGAGCAGGAUGGAGCAGCCGGAGCCAAGUCUCGUCAACAGAGGGCCGAGGAACAAGAGUAUGAGGAAGAUGAGGAAGAGGAUUUGGACGCUGAGCCUAACUCUGAUGAAGAAGAAGGAGAGAGCACUGGUAGUCAUGAUGAAGAUGACAUGGUGGAAGAAAGCAUCCGAGAUGAGCCAAAAGUAAAGAGAAAGAAGGGCCAGAAGAAUACAGCGAGUGAUAAGAAACGUAGAGUCGAUGAUGUUCUUGAGGUCGGUCAAUACUUCGUCUCCUACGAUUUUGAUGUUGAGAAGCAAGAAUGGUGUGAGUUUGCCAUCAAGCUGCCUUUAACUCGCAGUCACUUGGAUAUGAUGUCCUUAAUCCACUCUGAAGCUCAGCAAGCAGUGGUUCAUGAGGCGCCUGGUAUCAUGCGUUGUAUUAUCGCUGAUGGUGAAACUGAUGGCCUGAAACUUCUACAGACAAGUGGAGUCAACUUACAGGAGCUGUGUCAAUAUGAUAAGAUAAUUGAUAUUCAACGAUUAUACACCAACAAUAUCCAUGCAAUGGCCAACAUGUAUGGGAUAGAAGCCGCUUGUAGGGUUAUCAUCAAGGAAAUCCAAGACGUCUUCAAAGUGUACGGAAUUUACGUCGAUCCCAGACAUCUAUCUCUCAUAGCGGACUACAUGACACUAGAGGGCAUUUACAAACCAUUCAAUCGCAUCGGUCUGGAGUCCAACUCGUCACCAUUACAGAAGAUGAGUUUUGAGAGCACCAUGCAUUUCUUGAAGCAGGCAACAACACAAGGUGUAUGUGAUCCUCUUCAGUCCCCAUCUGCCCGACUGGUAGUCGGCCGAGUUGUUACCGGUGGAACAGGAUGUUUUGAUCUUAUACAACCUCUUGUGUAGGAAAUCAGCAGUGAUGAUCAAAAAGUUAAAACAGUUCAUCGAUGGUUGGUUUGAAGAUAUAUUGUCUUGGUUCAAUUAUAUUCUUAAAGGCACUGGACACCUUUGGUAAUUGUCAAAGACCAGUAUUCUUACUUGGUGUAUCCCAACAU